This is a messenger RNA of Fukomys damarensis (Damara mole-rat), 3646 nucleotides long. It is a transcript of the gene Zbtb7c, whose product is annotated as zinc finger and BTB domain containing 7C. Gene Ontology annotation, molecular function: protein binding; DNA-binding transcription factor activity, RNA polymerase II-specific; RNA polymerase II cis-regulatory region sequence-specific DNA binding. The transcript is spliced from 3 exons. The coding region runs from base 17 to 1768 and encodes 583 amino acids. Gene Ontology annotation, biological process: regulation of transcription by RNA polymerase II. NCBI's taxonomy places the organism in Eukaryota, Metazoa, Chordata, Mammalia, Rodentia, Bathyergidae. The record is from RefSeq and is a predicted model, not a curated record.
GGCUCCGGCUGAGAACAUGGCCAAUGGCAUUGAUGAGCUCAUUGGCAUUCCCUUCCCAAAUCACAGCAGUGAGGUGCUUUGCAGUCUCAAUGAGCAGCGGCACGCCGGGCUGCUGUGCGACGUGCUUCUGGUGGUGCAGGAGCAGGAGUACCGCACCCACCGCUCUGUCCUAGCUGCCUGCAGCAAGUACUUCAAAAAGCUCUUCACAGCCGGCAGCUUAGCCAGCCAACCCUACGUCUAUGAGAUCGAUUUUGUCCAGCCCGAGGCUCUGGCCGCCAUCCUGGAGUUUGCCUAUACCUCCACACUCACCAUCACCGCCUCCAAUGUCAAGCACAUCCUCAAUGCUGCCAGGAUGCUGGAGAUCCAGUGCAUCGUGAACGUGUGCCUGGAGAUCAUGGAGCCCGGCGGUGAUGGUGGCGAGGAGGAUGACAAAGAGGAUGAUGAUGACGAUGAAGAUGACGAUGAUGAGGAGGAGGAAGAGGAAGAGGAAGAAGAGGAUGAUGAUGAUGAUACAGAGGACUUUGCUGACCAAGAAAACUUGCCUGAUCCCCAGGAUAUCAACUGCCACCAAAGCCCCUCCAAGACGGACCAUCUCACAGAGAAGGCCUAUUCAGACACACCCAGAGACUUCCCUGAUUCCUUCCAGGCUGGAAGUCCUGGCCAUCUGGGUGUGAUCCGGGACUUCUCCAUUGAGUCUCUGCUGAGGGAGAACCUGUAUCCCAAAGCCAAUAUCCCUGACAGGAGACCCUCUUUAUCUCCAUUUGCCCCAGAUUUCUUCCCACACCUCUGGCCAGGGGACUUCGGUGCCUUCACCCAGCUGCCUGAGCAGCCAAUGGACAGUGGGCCACUAGAUCUGGUCAUCAAGAACCGGAAGAUCAAGGAAGAGGAGAAGGAGGAGCUGCCUCCACCCCCACCACCGCCCUUCCCUAGUGACUUCUUCAAGGACAUGUUCCCUGACCUGCCUGGGGGCGCGCUGGGCCCCAUCAAGGCAGAGAAUGACUAUGGUGCCUAUCUCAACUUCCUGAGUGCCACCCAUCUGGGAAGCCUCUUCCCACCCUGGCCGCUGGUAGAGGAGCGUAAGCUGAAGCCCAAGGCCUCUCAGCAGUGCCCCAUCUGCCACAAAGUCAUCAUGGGGGCCGGGAAGCUACCACGGCACAUGAGGACCCACACUGGGGAGAAGCCAUACAUGUGCAACAUCUGCGAGGUCCGCUUCACCAGGCAGGACAAGCUGAAGAUCCACAUGCGGAAGCACACCGGGGAGCGGCCCUACCUGUGCAUUCACUGCAACGCCAAGUUCGUGCACAACUACGACCUCAAGAAUCACAUGCGCAUCCACACCGGGGUGCGGCCCUACCAGUGUGAGUUCUGCUACAAGAGCUUCACGCGCUCCGACCACCUGCACCGCCACAUCAAACGCCAGAGCUGUCGUAUGGCAAGGCCCCGGCGCGGCCGCAACCACCUGGGCAGCGCGGCCGUGUGCCUCCCGGGGCCCAGCCCAGCCAAGCACUUCCUGGCGGCUCCCAAGGGCACCCUGAGCCUGCAGGAGCUCGAACGCCAGUUUGAGGAGACACAGAUGAAGCUGUUUGGGCGCGCGCAGCUGGAGGCCGAGAGGAACGCGGGGGGCCUCCUGGCCUUUGCGCUGGCAGAGAACGUGGCCGCCGCGCGGCCCUACUUCCCGCUACCCGACCCUUGGGCUGCAGGCUUGGCCAGCCUCCCUGGGCUCGCCGGCCUCAACCAUGUGGCCUCUAUGUCUGAAGCCAAUAACUAGGUUGGCCCUGGUAGACCUGGCCCACCAGCCCUGUCCCCUCUUACAGGCCUGACUGUCCCAACCCGUGGGUGUGAACUUCGCAUCUUACAAACACAAGAGGAAAUGAAACAAUAUAUAUUAGCAGCCAUGGUGUUUUCCAGAUCUCCAAGGGCAGCGCCUCCCUUUUGCUGGGGUCAGAUGUGGGCAUCACUUCUCAGUAGGUCUGGAGCCUGGGCCUCCUCUCCCUGGCUGUCUCUCUGUCUCACACAGAAACUUACAGAGGCCAUGCCACAGCAGAGGGUCAUAUGCCGGGUGCCCAGAGUACCUUGGAGCCCUGGGGUCUGUAAGGAGGAGAUUGUUCCUCCUGAAAGUGGGCAGGAUAGAGGAAAAACAAGAGUAGGAUCUUGCGCACACAAUGUGGUUGAGCCCCACUAUCUGACAGGGGAAUUCCUCCCAGUACUGCUCUGGGGCUUGUUUUCCAGUACCCUGAGGUCUGGGAUCCUUUAGAGCAAUGACCAUCUGCCACAUAGAAAGUGGUCCCAUUGACAGUGAGACAUCCAGGGACAAGGAGCCAACCACUGGAGUCUAGGUCCGUGUUUCCCAUGUUUCCCCAAGGACAGCUAUGGCCUAACAGGUCAGCCCUCUGUGCCUCUAUGUUACCUGCUAUGAAGGCGGUUGGUAGUUUAGGUUCGCCUCCCCUAGCUCCUGAGCCUAUGUACGUCUGUCCUCCAAAGAGGAUCCCGGAGAGGUAGGAACUUUACACUCCCAAUUUCCAAGGAGAAAGUUUCUCUUACUAGGUACUUGGUUUUAUUACCUCCACCUCAACCUAAUCAUAUUAGUACAGGCAAGAAAUACGGCCAAACUAGACAGGAGGAGGACCUGAGGUGGGUGUCAUCACUUGUCCACAGCUCACAAGCAACUCUGGGAGACUCCAUGCUGCCCAUUUCCGGCAAGCCCUGUUUUGGUCUGCGCCCCAGGGAACAGUCAUCAGCAUUUGUUCCACUCCCACAUGUUGUCUUCAGUGCUGUAAAGAAUCUCUUGGGAUUCCUGGGGCCAACAUUAAAGGGACAAGGCCAGAUAUUUGCACCUGACAACUGCCUCCCUUCCCCCAAUUCCUUAACCUAGACAAAGCACCUGGUUACCCAGGGUUCAUCUGUUUGCUGCUUGAGGUAGGGGUUUCUGUAGGCCCCAGACUACGUGGUGAUUGCCCCCUGUGCAGUAUUUGAGCCUCUCCCCAUCCCUUUCUUCCAACCUCCAGGGAUGAAGUUCCAGUAUGUGGCUUCCCUCUUGACAGAAGUGCUUGGUAUGGGAGGCAAGGGUUUGGGGUCUGAAGGGCCCUGUGUCUUAGGUCAUACACUGUCCUGGUCUGAGGUUGAUGGCAGGGCCCAAGAAGGAAGACAGCUCUGCUGGCCCAGUGCCUUCCUGACUGAGCUCCUCUUCUUCCCUCCCUCCUUUCUCUAGCUGAGUGUACUUUGAUUGCUCAGUAUCCUGGAGAGGUAAGUGCACCUGCACAGAGGGUCCAGGGCCGGCGCCCCCAGUCCCCAAGCUGUGGCACGAGAGCUUGGCUCUUCUUAUUGCCUUGGCUUUUUUCCUGAGCUAACACAAAAAACAAAAAGGCCAGAGAAGACCACAGACUCUGUCCUUCUCACAGCUCCCCCGAAGAGAAUCCCUCAUGUCACCAGAUGCUGUUUCAGCCAGGUGGAAACCCAGACACCCUCAGCAGUUGCCUGCCUGGGUAACCACCUCUUAGAUUCUGGUGUCCGUUUCAGACAGUUGCUUCUGGAACUCAGCAGCUGACGCGCCCGAGCUCCCACAUCACCGAGGGACUGGGCCUGAUCUCAAUUUAAAAGGAAUAAAAUGAACAAAGUGGAAUCCAGUGGUGUUGGGGCUUUUGUUUUU